Messenger RNA from Histoplasma mississippiense, 1812 nucleotides. RefSeq lists its product with no specific name. The transcript is spliced from 3 exons. The record is from RefSeq and is a predicted model, not a curated record. The coding region runs from base 1 to 1812 and encodes 603 amino acids. Gene Ontology annotation, molecular function: oxidoreductase activity. NCBI's taxonomy places the organism in Eukaryota, Fungi, Ascomycota, Eurotiomycetes, Onygenales, Ajellomycetaceae.
AUGUCCUUCGUCAUCGCAGGGAGUGUACCAUGGCACGAAGGCGAAAAGAAAAUGCACGAGUUGAUGCAGUCUCCAGAAGAACUCAAUCCCAGCGCUCCUUACUUGAGCCCUGGCGCCGCACAUCUGGUGCAGAGAGCGCCGCUAAUCGCUCUAGGCACCAUUGACAGUCAAGGGCGGCCAUGGGCGACUGUAUGGGGUGGAGAAGCUGGUCUUGCCGGGCCAGUUGCGCAGUCUAUCAUUGGUAUCAGGAAUUUUGUUGAUAAGACAUAUGACCCUGUAGUAGAAGCGCUCUAUGGUGGGAAACGCAAUGGCGAAGUGGUCAAGGAGGAGGGUAAAGGCCGGUUGAUGUCUGGGCUAGCUGUGGACAUGGAGGCGAGGAAAAGGGUGAAAUUGAUGGGGAGAAUGGUCGCGGGAAAUCUAACUGGGUUGGAGGCAACAGCUCUCGAUAAGAAAGGGAAUGAACCUAUGCAUGCUGGUCAAGCCCAGCUCGUUGUUAGAAUUGAACAGAGUCUCGGGAAUUGCCCGAAAUAUAUUAAUCGAAAACAAAUCACGCCAGUUGUGCCAAACCCAAAGCUGAUAUCAAACUCAGCACAACUUUCCCCGGGUGCAAUCGAACUUCUUCGCCGGGCUGAUUCCUUAUUUAUAUCAUCUUACCAUGAAGACUCCAUGGAUACCAACAUUCGCGGAGGCCCUCCAGGUUUCGUCCGUGUAGUCUCCAACGAUAUCAGCGGGGCUGUAAUAGCUUACCCAGAGUACUCUGGCAAUCGCCUCUACCAAACAUUAGGCAAUCUGCAGAUGACUCCACUUGCAGGUUAUGCAUUUCCAGAUUUUGAAACGGGGGAUAUCCUCUACUUGACAGGUGCCACGGAAAUUCUGGUUGGGAGGGCUGCAGCCGCCCUCCUCCCUCGGUCGAAUUUAGCUGUCAAAGUCACGGUAACCAGCGCGAGGUAUGUUGAAAAUGGCCUUCCAUUUCGAGGACAGCCGGGCCAACCGUCUCCAUACAACCCGCCGGUCUCAGACGAGAAUUCCACCACAGCGACAUUUAUAAAAAAGGAUAUCAUCACACCCACCAUUGGUCGAUUCCGAUUCAAGAUAUCUGAUCCCUCGAAAGUCGGAAAGUGGACGCCAGGGCAGUACGCAACCUUUUCUUUUGCCGGCGAACUGGAUAUGGGAUACAGCCACAUGAAAGAUGAUGAUCCCACCAGCAUCAACGACGACUAUAUCCGCACUUUCACCGUAUCGUCAUACCCAGGAAGGGGUAUCUCCAACGACGAAUUUGAAAUUACAGUCAAGAAGCACGGCUCCACUACAAAGCAUAUGUUCCAAUCGAGCGAGCGGAGUGGGGUAGAAGUGCUGCUUAAGGGGUUUGCCGGCGAGUUCAGUUUCAAAGACGGAGCCGAGGGUGCAACCACGCCCCUCGCUUACAUUGCUGGUGGGAUAGGGAUUACUCCGCUCAUUGCCCAGCUUCCUGGGAUAGAUAUUUCCAGAUUACAUCUUUUCUGGUCCGUUUCCGCUCGGGAUCUAGGGCUUGUACUUGACACCUUCAAACUCUUUCCAGAGCUGCCCAAAUCUACCACUCUCUUCAUAACUAGCUCUCAAUUUGCAAAUAAUCCCAUUGCCGAAGAAGCAACUUCCUUAGAAGCUAUCAAUGAUUUUGGGGCACAGCACUAUCGCCGGCGAAUGGAGGCGACUGACCUGGGUGUUGUUCCUGGGGUGGAGGAGUGGUACCUGUGUGCGGGCACUAGUCUGAAGGCUUCAGUGCUGAAUUGGCUUGUGGGGAAGAAAGUUAUUUAUGAAGAUUUUAAUUACUGA